AUGUGCGGCUAUGUGGAGUUUUUCUUCAACCUUCUGAACAUGCAAGACAACAUCUUGGCCAAGGUUGGCAUCCUCCGCGUGCUGCGGCUUGCAAGAAUAGUUCGGCUCAUGCAACUGCUUCGCAAAAGCCGUUCACUGAAGGAGCUGCAAAAGCUGGUCACGAUGCUGGCCACCUGCUUGAAGGCACUGCUGUGGUCCUUCCUGUUUUGCUUCGUUAUCAUGACAGUAUGGGCCAUGCUCCUGGUAGAGAUCGUGCACCCGUUAGUGAUGGAGCUUAACGAUGCGACCGACGUGUUCCAGGACUGCCCGCAGUGCUUGCGGGCAACCUCCUCCGUGAUGCACGCCAAUUUGUUGCUCUUCAAGACGGUCAUUGCUGGGGAUAGCUGGGGUCGCAUUGCAGUUCCUGUGAUAGAAGCCCAUCCAUUGACAGCCAUCAUUUUCAUGGGCUCCUUGCUGACGCUGGUCUUUGGCGUCCUGAACAUGAUUGUGGCAGUGGUGGUGGACACCUUUGCGGAAGUCCGCGAGAGCGAUGUCAUGCAGCUGGCUGAAGAGCUGGAUCACAAUCUGAAGAAAGAUAGGAAAUACUUGCAAAAGAUCUUCGACCGCUUGGAUGAAAGCGGAAGUGGCGAGCUCACUCUGGAAAACCUCCUGGAGGGAGCCCGAAGGGACCCCGAGUUUCAGAGCCGACUUCGAGUCAUGGACAUUGACGAGGUGGACUUGCAGCAGCUCUUCGAGAUGAUCGACGCCGACGGCUCAGGGGCCAUCGAAGCCCAUGAGUUCAUUGCCCCUCUGAGCCGAUGGGUGCGCGACUCGAAGACAGCUCCAAGAUUCAUCAAGCACAACAUGCUCCAGUCGCUGGACAUGCAGGAGGAACUUCUGAAGCUGCAGCAGUACCACUUUUCGCAGCUUUCCCAGCGAAUUGACAGCCUGGCAGCCGGGACGUUGGCUCCAGCCGAGGCACACUUCUCAGAUGGGAUGGGAACUGAAGGCGAUGUGGAUGACGGAAAUCCAAUUCUGCAGACUUUGCCAGAGACAGAGGAAGACACAAUUCAGCAAGAUGUCAAUGAGCCUGGAUGCGAGCUGGGUAUCGAGCAGCCGGCUGUGUCUCCGUAUCUGUCUUUCGCUGCAGAGCGACAGCCAAAACCAGAUCCGCCCGCCGCUUCCCCAAUCUCCACGCCGCACGAGCGCGAGAAGAAUGAGACGCCAAGUGACGUGACAGGUGAUCUGUUUACUGUGGGCGAUAUGGACGUGCACGAGCCAACUGGACCGGGCAGUGGGACGGCCAGACCACGGCAGGUGGCUUCAAAGGAUCCUUCCAGAGCACCUCGCAAAAGCAUCCGCUCCAGUGAGGGGUCAAGUGCUCUCGCCUUGUUCGAGCGCCUGCGAAACGGCAUGACUGGUGAUGAGGUGCAGUCGGCGCUGUCCAGAGCCCUGGAAGCCUUCGAAGUAUCUUUCGAGAUCGGCAUGAGGAAGGCAUCUGAGCGGCUACUGCUGCAGUGCAUGGCCAAGGCUGAGGCGGCCCUGCAGGAGCACCUGGGCCCAGGGCGGAACUACAGCUCCACCAGUUGGAGCCGCCUCAGCUCAAUGGAACACGUCCGGGCCGGUAGAUCCCAGAGCCGGCAAAGUACGCAGCGCGUAGAUGGCCCGCCCCCCCCAGCCCGGCGGAGGUCCAUUCGCAAGAGCUUGGGACCUUCGACGGCUACCGGAUCCUUCUGGGACCUGGACAGCUAG
This is a messenger RNA of Effrenium voratum, 1731 nucleotides long. Lineage: Eukaryota; Dinophyceae; Suessiales; Symbiodiniaceae. The record is from the annotation of a GenBank genome assembly.